Messenger RNA from Scheffersomyces amazonensis, 1453 nucleotides. RefSeq lists its product as uncharacterized. Lineage: Eukaryota; Fungi; Ascomycota; Pichiomycetes; Serinales; Debaryomycetaceae. Gene Ontology annotation, molecular function: protein binding. The transcript has a single exon. The record is from RefSeq and is a predicted model, not a curated record. The coding region runs from base 1 to 1278 and encodes 425 amino acids.
AUGGUACGCUCAGUGGUGAAUGAGUUUGGUAGCUUGAUAUCUCAAGCAUGGACAAAGGAAACCGUAUCCUGUAUUGAGUCGUCGCUACAACCACCUCAAAUAGCUACUAGUUUAGAAUCCUUACCUGAUGGAAUAUUAGUUCAAAUAAUAGCUCAUUUGAAUCAACUUGAUUUAUUAGAUUUAUGCCUUGUCAACUCAAGGAUUUACAAGUUAUGUAUGAAAAAAUUAUUUAGGACAGCUUUACUUAUAUCACUGGAUACUACUUGCAUGAUUCAUCGGAAAAUGGAAAGCACACCAUUCACAAUUGUCAAUUCCAAAAACCUACCUAAAAUGAAGAAAUUUGGUAUUAUACCAAUUGAAAAUCUAAAAAAGCAUCCCAUAUUAAAGAAAUUUGGAUAUGUUAUCUAUAGCCUCCAUAGCCAAUACUGGGUGUUUUCAUCUUAUGCUUCUCAGGUUAAAUUAGAAAGACUAAAAAGUCCGUCAUUUGUAAGCAAAAUAUUACAUGAAACAUCUGUUAGAAUGUUAGACGUACUGGAAUGGAACAAUCCUAAACAGAACUUAGUAAACCAAUUUAAAAGCACGGCUCAUUUGGUCAAAAGAAUAAACUUGGCCGUAGGAUCUAGACUGGACACUUGGAUAGAACAAUUGAAAGGACUCUUUGUUGGGGUAAAAUGUGUGUCUUGGAGUGUAGCAUACGGUCACAUCUUUGUUUACCAGAGAUUAGCUUUCUCUCUAUUCCAAUGUGAAAAUGUCAGGGAACUUGAAUUAUCCGUCUGUAUUUUCAAAGUAUACCCCCAUACUAGUAACGACAUAAAUAAAUUCUUGAAGAGUACUGUAAAAUCUAUGCCAAACAUAAGGGUACUUAUUAUACGAGUGGAUUCAGAUAUAAAUGAAUUUAUACCCCUAUUAUCUGACUAUAGACUUCAGAAGUUUUGCCUAGAAGUUGAUGACUUGAGAGAAAUGGAAAAUAUUAGUCAAAGUUGUGAAACAGUCAAGAGUUUGUUUAAAUAUUGUGGUUCUUAUCUUGAACUUGUUAAGGUCAGCUUAUGUAAUUUGCAUUUUAAGACAAGAUUAUUGGAAAUUGACUUAUUGCACCUUAAUCUGAAAGAUCCAAGAAAAGAGAUUAAGCAAGAAAUUAAGAGAUUAAUAUCCUGGAUAAAAUGUAAUAUUACUCAUUACCCAAAUCUUAAGUAUUUCUUCUUUUACGACUAUCAGUUUGUAAUUGAUAGGAAAGUAGAACCAUAUCAGUGGUUUGAAAUAAAUAACAAAGAGUUGUGAGACAAGGGCUUCUAUUUAUUAUUAAAUAUAAUUAGAUAGAAACAAUCAAUAAAUUUAGUUUAAGUAGUAGUUAAUGAGUGUUUCAUACAUAUUGUGUCCAACAGACUCCAUUAUUCACCAUCAAGAAUAAUGCAAUUAAUUCAUGAAAAGAAUGGAAGUAUACGUUAAACUCUCA